UUCAAAUGUCUACCACUCCGGCACAUCGAAUAGCAAGUCCACAUGUCCGCAGGGGUAUCUAACUAGUCUGCCAAACGUCCACAUGAGCUUUACCCCUCCUCUGCACCUCUAACAUGUAUGUAGUACAGUAUAGUACUUAUCCAUCCACGGCGUUCGCCACAUGACUUGGCCGAACCAUAGGGAACCAUUAAGCUUCUUCUCCCUUUUUUUCGAUUCCUUUUUUUCACGGGGGUAUGCUUCAUUGGAUGGGGAGAGACCUGAACUGCGGGCCGAUGCUGGCGAGGCUGUUUAUUUGCCGCCUAAUCUAUCGUCGGGUCUGGGUAUCUGGGUUCUUCUGCAUUUGCGCGGUGUGGGCUGCAGCUGAGUUAAGCUGUGCGACGAUUUUUAGCUGAGAGCUCUUUUUCGUUUUUUGGAGAGAGGUGGGGAAAUACAAGAGGGGCUGGUGAGAACGUAUUUUUGGGCUUUUUUUUUUUGCUAGCUUUUUGGACCUUGUUGAGUUUUAUUUGGAAACUAAUAGUUUUUGAACGUCUGCUUUCUGGUUUGGGACUUCUUUGUUUGUCCUGUCAGCUUGCGGCGCGGGAAAAUAAUACAUCUCGGAACUUUUUCUCGAGAGUAUUGAUUCGAUGUAGCAAGCUGAGCCAAGGGGAGGUAUUGAUAUAGAGGUAUUGGGCACCUUUUUAGAAAGAAGAGAAGCUGUCUAGGAUAAUCGCUGUCAGAAAGGAUUGUAUUUGGAGGGUGAUUGGAAUCAUGGCGAGUCUCAUGGCGAGUCUCAUGGGUCCAGCAGCUGGAGUUGCCAAAGUGGUGGUUGUUCCUUCGAGAGCUUCCCUCCGACUUCACGUCUUAUGUGGAUUCUUCGGGUUGGCUUCUUUCAUGUGGGGGUAUGUCUCCCGUUUCUUUCCCAAUCCAUCGAAUCCUACGCUUCCCGGCAAUCGUAUACUUUCAAGCUGAAUAGAAACUGAAAUCCGAAUACAGAUACAAUAUCGGCAUCAUGGCAACGAUCUAUGUCCACCCGGGCUUCAAAGAGUCGCUCCAUAACCCCGACGCCGCACAUACCGGGCUGAUCACCGCGAUUUACUACCUGGGGACCUGGACGAGUUAUAUUUUUAUCUCGCAUCCGCUUUCGGAUUUCCUUGGGAGGAGGUAUGCGGCGUCCUCGGGGGUGUUUGUUGUUUGUUUGGGGGCGGCGUUGCAGGCUGGUGCGAGUGGGUCUGGGGCUUUUGCUAUGAUGAUUUGUGGGAGGAUUGUUUGUGGGAUGGGGGUUGCGGUUAUUUCUACUAGUGUGCCUAUGUAUCAGAGGUUCGUGGCUGGAUUUUGUUUGUGGUGCGUGUUUUAUAGAUGGGGUGAAAGUGCUAAUUUGUUUUGGAUAGUGAGAUUGCACCUGCGAGGCAGAGAGGGAGGUAUGUGGUUAUGAAUCAUAUUGGUCUUGUUGCUGGGCUCGCUUUUGCUUUUUGGUAAGCGACUUCUUGGUAUUUUUGAUUCUUGGCUGAUUUUUGAAAGGGUCGGCUACUGGAUGAGUGCUUGGAAAACUCCACAGGGAAAUUAUUACGGAUGGAGGUUAUCAAUAUUGGUUCAAUUCAUCCCUGCACUCACAUUCAUCAUCGGAGUCUUCUUUGUUCCAGAAACGUAAUCUACCUCUCCCUAUCCCAAGAUCUCCGAAAACUAAACUUCGGUAGACCUCGUUGGCUCAUAGAGAAAGGCCACUACACUCGCGCCCAAUCCUCUCUCGCCUAUCUAAGAGACGCGCUUCCAGAAAGCGACAUAGUUUCCAUCGAAUUUGAAUCCAUCAAAGCUAACGUAGAUGGACACCGCAACACAGCAGAAGAAAAAUGGACAGCAUUAUUUACACAUCGCCCCCUUUUUAAUCGGUUAUGGCGCGCGGCACUUUUGCAAUUCAUGGCGCAGAUGUGCGGCAAUACUGCGAUGAAAUAUUACCUCCCUUCCAUCUUUGCGAGUUUGGGUAUUGAACAUAGAAUCACGUUGUUGAUUGGGGGGAUUGAAAGUACGCUGAAGAUUGGCUGUACGAUUGUGGAGUUGUUGAUUAUUGAUCGCGUGGGACGGAGGACGACGUUAAUAAUUGGCUGUGUAGUUAUGGGGAUAGCACUUCUGGUAACCAACUUUCCCUUUCUCCCCUUCCAACCAGAUCUACAAUCCAGUUCUUAAAAGCAUAUAUGCGUAAAACAUCCUAACCACCCCAGGUCAACGGCGCACUCCCCCAAGCAUUCCCAAACAACACCAACACAGUGGCCGACUACACCUGCAUCGUCUUCAUCUUCUUCUACACCUUCGGCUACUCCAUUGGCUUCGGCCCCGCAGCGUGGGUCUACGGCUCCGAAAUCUUCCCUACGAAUGUUCGUGCUAGGGGCCUCAAUUUCGCGGCGUCGGGUGGUGCUAUUGGGAGUAUUAUUGCGGCUCAGACGUGGCCGGUGGGCAUGGAUAGGAUUGGGAGUCGGACGUAUUUUAUUUUUAUGAGUGUAAAUUUUGUUUCUGCGAUUGUGAGUUUGCUUCUUUGUUUUAUGUCCUUCUGUUGGAUGUUUUUCUUGGAAGUGGGGGUUGGGAUGGAAUGGUGGAUUUGGUUUGUUGGAAGGUGUAGUAAGCUGAUGGUUGGAUAGAUCAUUGUCCUUGCGUAUCCAGAGACUAAACGGAGGUCGUUGGAGGAUAUGGAUGCGCUGUUUGGAGAUUAUCAUCCUUCUCAUGGUAUAAUAGCUGGGGGUGGAGCUGGUGCCAGGGAGGAGAAUGGAGAUGCUUAUGGCGAUGACAAUAGCUUGGGCAGAGAGAGUGUUGUUGUUGGUGGAAAGGGUGUCGGAGGUGAUCGAGAUAGUAACUGAAAUAUUCGGGAAACCUGGGCUGAUGAUCUGCUUACAAUUUCUAGAGGGUUCAUUGUUGGAAAUUUUGAGAAGUAACAUGUUAUACGCAAUGGAAACAUUAUUGUUUGUUAAUGAUCAGUGCCGGAUUGCUUAGAUUAUAAGAUAUCAUUUGCGAAUAAGAUAUUGCUAC
This is a messenger RNA of Hymenoscyphus albidus, 2994 nucleotides long. NCBI's taxonomy places the organism in Eukaryota, Fungi, Ascomycota, Leotiomycetes, Helotiales, Helotiaceae. The record is from the annotation of a GenBank genome assembly.